AUGCCCAAAAAAACCAGUGGGAAGUUCUCUUGUUCCGUCUGUCUGGAUCUCCUGAAGGAUCCGGGGACGGUUCCCUGUGGACACAGCUACUGCAGCAACUGUAUUAAAAGCCACUGGGAUGAAGAGAAGAACAAAGGAGUCUACAGCUGUCCUCACUGCAGAGAGAAGUACAUGCGAAGACCUGACCAAGAAAAUAUCAUGCUAGCAAAGUUAGUAGAGGAUCUGAAGAAGACUGGACUCCAAGCUGCUGCAGCUGAUCUCUGCUCUGCUGGACCUGAAGAUGUGUCCUGUGAUGUUUGCUCUGGGAGGAAGCUGAAAGCCGUCAAGUCCUGUCUGGUCUGUUUGGCCUCUUACUGUGAGGAACACCUCCAACCUCACCAUCAAUCUGCUGCUUUUAAGAAACACCAGCUGGUGGAGCCCUCCAAGAAGCUCCAGGAGCAGAUCUGCUCUCGUCACAAGAGUUUCUGUCGCACCGAUCAGCAGUGUAUCUGUUACAUCUGCACCAUGGAGCAACACAGAGGCCAUGAAACAGUCCCAGCUGCAGCAGAGAGGAGGCAG
Salarias fasciatus (jewelled blenny) is the source of this 558-nucleotide messenger RNA. RefSeq names its product E3 ubiquitin-protein ligase TRIM47-like. Lineage: Eukaryota; Metazoa; Chordata; Actinopteri; Blenniiformes; Blenniidae. Gene Ontology annotation, molecular function: zinc ion binding. The record is from RefSeq and is a predicted model, not a curated record.